This is a messenger RNA of Megalops cyprinoides (Indo-Pacific tarpon), 4063 nucleotides long. It is a transcript of the gene phf1, whose product is annotated as PHD finger protein 1. Gene Ontology annotation, cellular component: nucleus. Gene Ontology annotation, molecular function: chromatin binding; DNA binding. The record is from RefSeq and is a predicted model, not a curated record. The transcript has 15 exons. The coding region runs from base 405 to 1925 and encodes 506 amino acids. Gene Ontology annotation, biological process: regulation of DNA-templated transcription; chromatin organization. NCBI's taxonomy places the organism in Eukaryota, Metazoa, Chordata, Actinopteri, Elopiformes, Megalopidae.
CACAACAAGUCGGUCGAGAGAGAGGCAGAGAUGAUGGCGUCUCUCGCGGGUUGAUUUCCGAGCAGCUCUGGCAAACACGGUUUAUAACAUCAAUAGGAAGAGAAAAGAGAGAAGAAAGACGGGAACAUGACGAAACGACGUCGCGACACACAGACACAGAGAGACGGACGGACGGACGCCUUUACCCUGACGGGUUGACUGACAUACCCGUUUCGCGCACGCACACAUACACACACAAACACACACACAUACUCACUCACUCUCACACACACGCACACACACACACGUACACAUAGAAACAGAGAUUAAUUGAGAAGAGGAAAGAUAUUGAAGAUACAGAAUUUCAUGUCAAGCUUGCAUAGUUAUUUCUGUGACCCCGACGGAGAGGAGUUCGACUUGACAGGAUGGGGGGAGUGAGUGAGGGAGAUGAUGUUCUGGCUCGGUGGAGUGAUGGACUACUAUACCUGGGCAACAUCAAAAGAGUAGAUGGAGUCAAACAGUGUUGCUUGGUGAGAUUUGAGGACAACUCUGAGUUCUGGGUCCUGAGAAAAGACAUCCACUCUUUUUCUGCUGGAAUAGAGGAAGUUUGCUGUGUCUGUGAUGCUCCGCCUCUUAAAGAACCUCUCAUCAACUGUCUCAAGUGUCGCCAUGGCUAUCAUCCUGAGUGUCACACUCCACCCAUAGAACCUGAGGCUGACAGCAAUACCUGGAUAUGCCGACAAUGUGUCUUUGCAGUUGCAACCAAGAGAGGGGGAGCCUUAAAACGAGGCCGUUUUGCCCGCCUAAUGCAGAUAAUGAAACUAGGCCUGCCCUAUCAGCUUUCAUCCUUGGACUGGGACCCUCAGCAUCUGACCAACCAGCAACAGUGUUAUUGCUACUGUGCUGGCCCUGGGGAGUGGAACUUGAAGAUGUUGCAAUGCAGUAGUUGUGGUCAGUGGUUUCAUGAAGCAUGCACACAGUGUCUGGCCAAACCACUUCUCUAUGGAGACAGGUUUUAUCAGUUCCGGUGUUCAGUGUGUAUGAAUGGACCAGAGACAAUUCAAAGACUUCCUAUGAGCUGGGUAGAUUUGGCCCAUUUGGUGCUGUAUCAUCUUUCGCUUUGCUGCAAGAGGAAAUAUUUUGAUUUUGACCAUGAAAUCCUGUCUUUCGCCAAUGAGAACUGGGAUUCUUUGCUACUGGGCUCGCUGUCAGACACACCAAGACAAGAUCGCUGCCAGAAUCUCCUCAAUGCUUUGAACUCUCAUAAAGACAGGUUCGUCUCCGGGAAAGAGAUCAAGAAGAAGAAGUGCUUGUUUGGGCUACAAGUUCGUGCUCCUCCGCCUUUGACCUCUGAUCUGUCACCUCUCAUCACAGACCAUCCCAUCAACAUCACGCACAGGAGGAGCCCCCUGUCAUUGACAUGUCAAAGAAGAACAGUGGAGCCCGAGUCACGAAAAUCAAAACGUCGCAUCAUAGAGACACAGCCCCAUCCACAAGGUGAUGCUGCCAAUUCAAUCGAUAUGGUACCAUGUUACCAUGGUUAUGUAGGUGGGACCAGCUUCUACAACUCCAGAAAAUCAGAGGAUGAAUUGAAUUCAGGGUCUCCCCCUAAGAGGAUGUUUGCCCUCUAUCACCCCUCUUACGAUGGGACACAGACCCUGUCCCGAGCUCUGCACCAUUACAGUGUGGAGGACCCCUGUAAUCUUCCACCACCCUGCGUACCCUUUCCACGGCCACCCUUCCACCAGUCAGCACAGAAACCAGACCAGUGCCCUGCGCUCCUUUUGCGUGAUGUCACAUCCUGUCCCGGUGUGGUUGGGGGGGAGGGGUCAGUACAGGACAGAGGGUGGGGAGGCGGAGAGACGGUGAGGAUUUUGGCGAGACGAGUAACACCAGACGGGAAGGUGCAGUAUCUAGUGGAGUGGGGAAAUGUGAGUGUCUACUGAGCACUGACAGAAAGACAGAGAGAGAGAAACAGAGAGAGAGAGAGAGAGAGAGAGAGAAGGAUACAAAAGAAAGCGGAAAAGACUGUUAGAUAUGACUGGGGCUAGAGAAAACGUACCUCCAACAGUAAGGCUGCAAUAGAGGAAACACCUGGUGUCGCGUGGUUGAAAACUCCAAGCCAGGAGGAAGCGCCACAUUUAGGAGAGCCAAGUCAUUCUCAAGUAUUGGCUUUUUAAUUCUCAACUGUAUGCUUUCUCCCUCUUUCCGAUCAUCUUUUUAAUCCAUGGUAUCUGUGAUAGUUUAGAGUGAUCCUGUCUUAUAUUAUGCCUACAUGUCAGUCACCUUUUAAAUCUGGUCUAAAAACAUUUCCAUGGAGACAUCAGUUUUUGGUGGCUGUUUGCAUUUAUGGUGUGUCUUUUUUGUUAAAGCUUUUCUUUAAUUUGGUAAUGAUAUAAAUUGCAUAAUACCAUUUUUUUAUACUUUAAUUUUCUUAUUCCUUUCAGUAUGAAUAUUAUAUACAUUUAUUUGUUGUUUCCCUGCAGUUUCACUUUUAUUUAGAAAGCUGGCACUUCAGUGUUUGCCAGCAUCCAUAUUCUGCUUGAGCAUUAGCAAUAUUUCGACAUGAUGAGGUCAAAGAUGAGGUGACACAUUGCACUAUAAUCACAGGUAUUGCUACAUAUGAUAUUAAAUCACCUUUUGUGGUGUUAAAACAAGAAGACAUAAUAAACAUAAUAACCAGGGUGAUGGACAGAAGAACAAACUAUUUGUCUGUGUUCGUUGAGUGGGACACCUCUGUUCUUGCAUUCCAGGGCAAAAUGAUGUGAACUGAAAGCAAAGGAAAGAACUGCAGUGCUGCAGAAAUCCCCAUCCCCAGUUUUUAGAUGUUCCAUCAAAGAUCAAACUCAUUGAUAGUCAGCCAGAUCCUUUUAGCUUAUAUAAGGGUGAAUAAUUUAGAGAUAACAAUUGGCUGCUUUCAGAAGGCUUGUGCACUGUCUCUUUCAUUGUGUUCUUAUAUAAUAAAGAUUUACAAAGAUCAGCAGACUCCAUUGAAAUGGUUACACAUUCAAAUGUGCAUUUUAAGCCACGAAGUCCUUUUGAGUCGAUGACCUGUGUUUCAUUAAAAAAGACAAAUAAUGUUAUCAUGUAAAAUUUCAUUGGAUAAUUCCCAAGGAAAUGAGACAGUGGCUGAAUUUUUCAAAUGCAUUUCACGUUUAAUUGUUGGAUUAUAUCCAUAUAUCAGAGAACAGUUCAAUGAUAAUGGGAUGUAUAGAAUACAAACAAAAGGAAGAGUUAUUUUUGCUUCUACGUGGACCAUAGGAAUGUGUCAUCUCUAGGACCCAGUGGAUCGAAUGUGUGGUUUGUAGAAGUGUUUUAAGUCUUUCUCUAAGCAGUGAUGCAUGAAUGCAAGGACCAGGCACCACCCUGUCACAUAUAAGGUAGAUUUAGAUUAUUUUUAAAGAAACUGGCUGUAGUUCACUACAUAGGUGGGAAUUAAACCAUCUGCUAGUGGAUGGGAUUGAAUGUAUCAGUGCUGUAUUUUCAUGGGAUUUCUGUUCCCCUGUCAGGUUGUUGUUAGAUCAUGGGUGGAACUCUAAAAAUCUCCUUAAGGCCAGGGCUACAUCUGAGCCCAGGAACUGUGGUAAGAACCUGUAGCCACUGGUUUGUAGUCAAGUCCAAGUUUGGUUUGAUGUAUUGUUUUUGAGUUUUUUAAAAUUAAGUUUAUACUUGUACCCAGGGUUGCCGCACCAAAUACACGAAUUAAUAAAUUAAUAAUUAAGUUAUCCGUCACAUCUCAAUAAAGUGUUGUCUGUGUUUCCCUCUGGUAUUCCAACUCUUCACAAUUUCCAACCAAGUGUCUCAGACAUGGCAGCAGGGUUCAACUGCAGUAGAUCUGGCGGCACCAACUGCUAUCCAAGCUGCUACAGUAUGGUGUGAAAUUUUGUAACUUUUCUGGGUUGAAGGUGUACGGAUCGCCCUUGACCACCCACAGAAAAAUGAGCUACAUGUAGAUGUGUGAUCCAGCCAGAGACGCUGUUAGACUUCAUUAUCACAUUUAUCAGAGCAUUUCAUACCUACCGCUGGAGCAAUUCGGGUGAAGUUUACUGGUGUGUAAAACUGCAUUAGGCAUCAGCAGAGGGGU